Molecule: messenger RNA, 2224 nt
Organism: Trichogramma pretiosum
Lineage: Eukaryota; Metazoa; Arthropoda; Insecta; Hymenoptera; Trichogrammatidae
Gene: Pu
Product: GTP cyclohydrolase 1
Exons: 5
Coding region: 403-1236 (277 amino acids)
Biological process (GO): tetrahydrobiopterin biosynthetic process; tetrahydrofolate biosynthetic process
Cellular component (GO): cytoplasm
Molecular function (GO): GTP cyclohydrolase I activity; GTP binding; zinc ion binding
Source: RefSeq, a predicted model, not a curated record
AUGGACUAGGUACACACUCUGCGAGAGAGUGAGUGCGAGUGCGAGUGAGUGAGUGAGAGAGGAAAGAGGAGAGCGAGACUAAUAGCUAUAGGAGCACUAGGGAUCAGUUCAGUCGUCGCGCGUCACUCGAACGAGAACAUCUCCGCACAGCAUCUCUGCGCUCUCUCUCUGGCACUCUGCAUAUACUUGUAUAAUCGAGAAAUAAUACAAAAGGAUUCGCGAGUAAAGAGCAUAAGUGGUGCGACGACAAUCAACGACGUGAACUUACACAGAAUCUUCGAAAUUCUUCUUUCUCGUGAUAUCCAAUCGACGAGAGCUUCCAAGAGCUUUUUUCCCUGAAAUAAUUUAAUUAAGCGUUAAAAACGAAAGAGCGAACGAAAGUUAAAAUUAAAAACAAAAACCAUGAACGGUAAUACACGUGGAUCCGAGGAAGUUGCCACCGAGCAAUUAUCCAACAAACAGCAGCAACAGCAGCAACAGCCGGAGAAGCAACAAGAGAAGAAGCAACAAGCGGCUGGUGGCAACAGACCCUGCCCACUGAGAAAGAUCUCGUGGAGCGCGGAGGGCAACGACGACGAUUUAGCGAAAACACCCAGAACCUCCACGACUCCAGGUCACGAGAAGUGCACCUUCCAUCACGACAUGGAGCUGGACCAUAGGCCACCGACCCGCGAGGCGCUGCUGCCCCAGAUGUCGCACAGUUACAAGCUGCUGCUCAAGGCCCUGGGCGAGAACGUGGAGCGCGAGGGCCUGCUCAAGACGCCGGAGCGCGCCGCCAAGGCCAUGCUGUUCUUCACCAAGGGCUACGAUCAGAGUCUCGACGACGUAAUCAACGACGCGAUCUUCGACGAGGACCACGACGAGAUGGUCGUGGUCAAGGACAUCGAGAUGUUCUCCAUGUGCGAGCACCAUCUCGUGCCGUUCUACGGCAAGGUGUCCAUCGGCUAUCUGCCUUGCAAGAAGAUCCUCGGCCUCAGCAAGCUGGCCCGCAUCGUCGAGAUAUUCUCGAGGCGAAUGCAGGUCCAGGAGCGCCUGACCAAGCAGAUCGCCGAGGCCGUGGUCGAGGCCAUCCAGCCGGCCGGCGUGGCCGUCGUCGUCGAGGGAGUGCACAUGUGCAUGGUGAUGCGCGGAGUACAGAAGAUCAACAGCAAGACGAUCACGUCGACGAUGCUGGGCGUCUUCCGCGACGACUCCAAGACCCGCGAGGAGUUCCUCAAUCUCGUUCGCGCCAAGUAAGCGACGAGCGACAAAAACAAACAAACGAUCAUCCAAAGGCCUCAACAACGACAACGGCUCGGGUGCAGCAGCGGCACACAUACACACACGGCAACAACACGGAAAUGCACACGCGAUAAUCGCAGUAGACGAUAAAUAGGAUUAAUAAUAGCGGAGAAGACGCGGGGGUAGCAAUGAGCAACAAGAAUCAACGCAACAAAGCAAACACACACAUAAGCGAAACGAUUAUUGUUGUUCAUAUCGCAUGGAAAAGAAAGGAGAGAUGUGCUCGAAAUAUUACUUAUAUGAUAAUUAUAAUGAUAAAGUUGGUGGUGAGAAUCUGUGGGAACAAAGAACGAAGAUGCCUUAUACAAACAAACAAAAAAGCUACACGACAAAAUAUUUAACAUAUAUCACUUUUAUUAUUAAACACGUGCUUAUAUGAUCGCGGGCUAUAUGAAAAAACAAAACCGAUUGACGAUUUAACUCUUAAGUGAAACAUUUUUUAACGUAUCACGACACAACUGCCACAACUUUUACGUAUGGGGUGGAGCAUUUUUGCUUGCAUUUUUCCUUUGCAAUUUUAUGUGUUCUUUGACCGCGAGUAUUCGGAGAGUGAAUAUUUUCUUCGACCCCACCAGACGAUGCGUCGUUUUCUUUGUUUUAUUUUUAUUUUGAAAAGACGUAAUUGUUUUUCUUUUAUCUAUGUUGUACCGCUUCGAAUUAGAAAAAAAGUUUUGUGUUUUUCGACGCAAAUGGGACUAGUUUGCAAUAAUUGUUGACGAAAGAAAGAUAAAAAAAAAAUUGUUUUACGAAUAAAGCUCGUUUAGGGUACUAAUUUUUACGUUAUAACAUUUUAUCGAUAAAAAGCGCGCGACGGAUUUGACGAAAUGGCUAUAGAAGCUUAUAGCGAACGAAAGUUGAAGGGGAGGAAUGACGAAAAUAAAAUGAAAAAUAUGAAUGAUUAGGCUGUAAAAAAUAUAAAAAAGUUAUUGAUACAUUGCAUAUA